AAUCUAGUCAUUAAAAUAUUUAAUGACUUAAUGUAUUUAAUAUAUUUAACUAUUAAUUUUAACAUUAUAUAUAAAAUAUACAAUUCCGUAUGCUGUAUGCAAUAAUGCUGUCUAUUAAUAUAAUUGGAGUACAAAUUGCCAUAAAAUCGAUACAUGCAUAUAAACUAUGUCGAAUAAUUGAUAUAAUUUAAAAAUAAUGGGAUCGUAUAUUACAUUCAAUUAACAACUAAUUUUAAACGAAAUCUCUAAUAAUUUAAAUAUAUAUAGAAAAUUUCUUAAACACGAUAUACAUACGUGGAGUUUUGCAUACUUUUAGAAAGAAAGAGAAAUGCAACGUGAUCAGUUGCCAAGACAACGGUUUAUAACAACAAAACAUUUCUCUAAUUUAAUUAGUUAUUUCUAAGUUAAAUAGUUCAGAAUCUUUGAAGAAGAGAAAAAACUAAAACAUAAUGAAAGAGAACAUUAAAUUUAUUGUGACAGAGGUGAACAAAUUGUUGGGACGUAAUUAUAAUGUGAUUUAUUUCAAUUCUCUAAGUUCAGAGGAAUUGCUUCAAGUAUUGAAGGAGUUGUUGAUUAAAAUACAAUCAAAUCAAAAUAUUGAUGGUAAUGUUAAUAUAAAAAAUGAGACUUCUGAAGAAAUUUCCAUUUAUAUUUUAUCUAUUCUGCGUAUAUUUCAUUAUCAGCCACGAAUAGAUCCUGUGAACUUUAGACAAGGUCUGGUUCGUGGAGAUUCUGAUAUUAUUCAUCCUAUUUUUACCUGGCUUCUAUCUCACAUAGAUGUGGUUCAAAAAAGAGCUUAUUUAUCACGCUUUUUAGUGAAGAUAGAGGUUCCUAGCGAAUAUUUAAGCGAUCCAGAAGUUUUCGCUUUUUAUGAACAAUACAUGACUUUGAUUGAUAGAUUUAAAACAAUGCAUAAGGAAAGAGAAAUAGGAAAGAAGAAUUAUGAGAAUACUAGUGAGCUUACUACUGAUUUAAAAACAAUGGAAAAAGAAAAAGAAGCAGUAAUUAUACGUAUCGAAAAAAUGAGAAUGAAAGCUGAAACUGGAAUGCAUUUAUUGGAUGUUGCCCGAGCUUUGCGAAUAGAAAAAGAUAAAGAACGUGAUUUAGUAUUGCAAGAGGAGCAAGAAAAAGAAAUAAUAUCUAGAUUACAAUCUAAUUUACAAAGAUUGGAAAGAGAAUUACAAACCUUAAAAAAAGAUGAAGAUGAAAUUACAGUUCAAACAUUAUUUCAACAUUUAUCUGAAGUAAUUAUUGUUCAAACUGUAGUUACGAAUGAAAAAUUACCGACAGAAAUACAUGCAAAGACAAAUCGUAUAAAAGCCUUGAACAUAGUAAAACAGUAUUCGUAUUUGAAUCCAGAUCAAAUAACGGGUCUACGAAAUAAUUUGGAUAGUAUAGCCAAAGAAAUUCAGAAUUUAAUAGAAUUAAAGAUUACAAAAAAUAAUAUUGAUAAAAUAGAACCAUUUCGACAACAAGCAGCUGCAGUUGCAAAUAUAAAAAGAAAUGUUCUUGAAAAAUUGGAAAAGACAGCGAAUUCUUUGCAAGAAUUGCAGACAAAAUUAGAAGAAAAACGCGAAUUAUCAAAAUUGAUAGUAGAAGAUAUUCCUAAAGGAGAAGAUUUCAAAAAAUAUAUAAAUCGUUUAAAAACUAGGGGAACACUUUAUAAACAUUGUAAAUCUGAAUUGACAUGGUUUAAUGCGGAGAACAGUAUAUUAUAUCGAACAGCCGCCAUCUUAGAAAAUCAGUAUAAUCAAUGCAACCGGGCGAAAGAAAGAUUGGAAACGAUUAAGAAAAAUACUCUAAAUUUCACAGAAGAGAAUGCAUCUUCGAUGAAUCUUCAAUUAUGUCGAGAUAUAUCCGCCUUUAAAGCAAAAUUAAUUCCAUUGAUAAAUGAAGUGCAGACAUUGAGAGAAAAAUAUCAUGAAUUUGAACAACAACAAGAGAAAACGAAAAAAGUGCAAGACCAAAUAAAAUCGAAUAUGAAUAUCUUAAUAAAUAAUUUACAAUCUGAAUUGGAAAGUAGAAAAACAAAACUAAAAAAGGAUCCUACAAUUUCUAAUCCUGGUAAAAAGAUAAGAGAAGAAUUAAAUUUCAUUAUUCAAGCAGAAGAAACAAAGAUAAAAAGUUUAAUAAUGGAAAAAGAACAUAUAAAAGAAAUUAAUUUAGUAAAUGAAAAACAAACACAGAUGUGGAAUAAUAUAUUAUUAGUAUUUAAAUAUAAAAUUAAAUACGCUGAGGAAAGUAAAGCAUCAAAUGGAAUUGUCGUACGACGAGGAGGAGCAGAAACUUUAAUUUUACAAUAAUAUUUAUUGUAUAUACAACAAAGGUGUGAAACAACUGGGCCAAACCAAUAAUGCAUCUCCUAUACAACUGAAUAUUAAUCCUGUCAAUAUUCGCCUCGAAAAGGUAAAUAGUGCCCAGCUUUUAUGGUUUAAAAUUGUAAGCAAAAGAAGCAUAGAAGCAAUGAAAAAAUAUUCUUGCUUACACUUACAUUUUCAGGUGACUUUUUCAGUUAUAAUAUUUUUUUCAUUUUUUAAAAUUAAUUUUUUAAAAAUAUUAUAAAAACGUCGUUGAAUAGGAAUGUUUAAUAUUUUACUGAUUACCAAAACAUAAUAACGAUGUUUCAUAUUUUAUGUAAAAAUAAAAGUAGUCAUUGAUAUAUUCAUAAAACCAACAGAAAUAAUAUUGCUCUGUUUCAUAAUAAAUCAAUCCUCUUCUUUGUUCCAAUAAAAAUCGCUCUUGUAAGAUCGAAUUUUAUGCGAUCUGUGAAAUGCGGAAAUUGUUAAGAAAAGAAUUGGCGGAAUAUUUAAAAUGCAUUACCAAUUAGGAAAAAAAAGCGACUUGAAAAUAAGCGUAAGCAAGAUCAUAAAUGGUUGGCUAGCACCUAUAGUCACGGAAAUGUCAUAUACUUGAUUAACUUGUUUUUUCCGCUUUGCUAAAUGUUAGCACUAUCAUUUUAUAGAUAUAAAUGUUUUGUAGAUAUAUUGCUAUAUUAAUGUUGAAAAUAAAGAUAUAUAGAAAUCAA
Apis laboriosa (Himalayan honeybee) is the source of this 3025-nucleotide messenger RNA. RefSeq names its product intraflagellar transport protein 81 homolog. Gene Ontology annotation, cellular component: cilium; intraciliary transport particle B; centrosome. The transcript is spliced from 14 exons. Gene Ontology annotation, molecular function: tubulin binding. Gene Ontology annotation, biological process: cilium assembly; intraciliary transport. Bases 450 to 2303 code for a protein of 617 amino acids. NCBI's taxonomy places the organism in Eukaryota, Metazoa, Arthropoda, Insecta, Hymenoptera, Apidae. The record is from RefSeq and is a predicted model, not a curated record.